Thlaspi arvense is the source of this 1743-nucleotide messenger RNA. Lineage: Eukaryota; Viridiplantae; Streptophyta; Magnoliopsida; Brassicales; Brassicaceae. The record is from the annotation of a GenBank genome assembly.
AUGGAUCCGGGAGAUCCUACUUCUAUACUUUUCACAAAGAUCAGAACUUUAGAACCUGAUUUCGCCUCCAAAAUCAUUGGCUAUUUGCUGUUACAGGACUUGGGUAACAGAGAUUUGAUGCGUCUUGCUCUUGGACCCGACACUCUCUUACAGUCCGUCUGCCUCAAGGCUAAAUCCGCUUUGGGUCUUUCCUCGAACGGAUCUCCUUCUUCGUCGACGCCAUUGAACCCUAUCUCCAGACCCAUUAACAUCCACCGUCAUUCCUUGUCUCAGUCCUCUCCGAGAGCGUCAGGGAAUGGGUUUAUGGAGUUUUCGAGGAACCCUUUGUCUCCUUCCGUGAACACUCCUGGCUCACACGGAAGUAACCCUAGCAUGAUUUCGAGCCCGUUUCAAGCAAGUUCGUCGCUUUUCGCUACAGAUGGCGGCGACGCUAAUGGAGGAAACGGCGAUUUCCUCGAUGAGCAGCAACUCGGCAACUACUUGUCGUUCCUCAACGAAUCCUCCUCGAAGAACAACGACGAAUCUGCGGAUCCGUUUGGGUUCUCGGUCGACAAUGGCGAUGCGCAUUUGCACAAGAGGAGUUUCUCAGCCAGCGAUGCUUGUUUCGGGUCAGAUGAGCCUGGGUAUGGCGGCGGCGGUUACAAUAGGUACCCACACGGUGGUGGUUUAGGUGAUGAUUUUGAUUCUACUGGCGGGUUUGGCUCGCCGGAUUACGUCUGCAGGCAGCAGGAGGAGAUAGCGAGGAUGAAACUGGUUCAGCGGCAGCGAAUGGCCGCGGCUCAGUUUUUGGCGGCUAGUGGUUCUCCAAUGUCGUAUGAUAAAGGCAUCAACGUCCUCUUGCAUUCGCGUAAUGCGCAUAGAUCAGGAGGAGCAGGACAGUUUGGGGAAGAGGGUUACUGGUAUGGUAGUCCAGGACGGCAUGAAAGGGAAGAGUUUAUGGGGAUGGGAGAUAAAUCUAACUCUGCAGCUAAACAGAUUUACUUGACAUUUCCAGCUGACAGCUCCUUCACAGACGAAGAUGUCUCCAAUUACUUUGGCAAUUUUGGACCGGUGCAAGAUGUCAGGAUCCCAUACCAGCAGAAACGAAUGUUUGGGUUUGUCACUUUCGUCCACUCUGAAACUGUGAGGAUCAUAUUGGCCAGAGGAAACCCUCAUUUCAUCUGUGACUCGCGUGUGCUUGUCAAACCGUACAAGGAGAAAGGAAGAAUCCUUGAAAAGUAUGUUGAAACCAAACCUCUCAUGCCACCGAGGAUGUUUUCCAACACACAGGAGAUGUUGAGGAGAAAAGCUGAACAAGCUGACUUGCAACAAGCACUGGAAUUCCAAAGGAGAAGGUUUCUCAAUCUGCAGUUGCCUGACAUGGAUAGUGAGUCGUUUCAACAUCACCAGCGUAGUCUUUCUAUUGGCUCUCCUAUUCAUUUCCCCUCUCGUGUCAAUCAGAGCAUGCUCUUUCGAUCGGAAAACGCUGGCGAAGAAGGCAUUGAAGGUAAUGGUGAUUCAGGACAUUUCCAGUCUGAAGCAAGCCUAGCUUUUCUGAGUGAUACUGAUCAUAACAAUGGCCAAGAACGUGACCAUCUCAACAAAGGGCAAGAGACAAGUCUGGAGAACGCUUUGCCUGAUAGCCUUUUUGCUUCCCCAUCAAAGACCGGAGAUUCCCAACAGCUCGAGUCUGAGAAAGAGAGCUGUGCUACUCUCUCUGUCACUGUGGAAAAUAAGACAGCCUCGGCACUUCAAUCAGCCUAG